AAUGUCAUACAAAUUCUAUACACGGAACCAGAAUACAAAUGAGAAUGCAUCAGAAUAUAUUGCACAGUUGCGUAAGAUUAGCUCUAAAUGCAAUUUUAUGGAAUUAGAACGGAUGUUACGCGACCGACUUGUGUGUGGCAUGAAAGAUCGUCGUCUACAGUACGAACUUUUAAAAAAAGAUAACCUUCGUUAUCAAGACGUUGUUGAUGCCAUGCUAGCGGCCGAAACGGCGGGAAAAGACUGUCACAUGAUCCAGUCCUCUACAAAUACAGACAGCAGCAGCAUAAGUUCAAACACUGCAACAAAUACAAAUCAAAGUCCUUCAGUGGAACCCAUGGAUAUUAAUGCAGUACAGACCAAGACAAACAUACGACUAUGUUAUCGGUGUGGGGAUCGUCAUGGUGGUGAAUGCAGAUUUAUUAACGCCACUUGCCGAUUCUGCAAGAAAAUUGGUCACAUUGAGAAGAUUUGCUUAUUAAAAAAGAAGUCUAAGAAGAACAUUAAUUUCACGGAUGAGGAAAUACCUACACGCUUGAAUGGUAUCUACAGUAUGCAAUGUGAAACAAAAGUAGCACCAUUUGUGAUUGAAGUUAUAUUGGAAGGCAUACCUGUAAUACUUCAGGUGGACACAGGUGCAAGUUUCUCAAUAGUGAAUGAAUACACUUGGAAGAAGAUAGAACAUCAAAACCGACACAUCAUUCUUCAACCAGUAUCACUUACUUUACGCACAUGGACAGAUACGCCUGUCAUGUUACUCGGCCAAACUAAGUUACAAGUUCAAUACAAAGACAUCAAAUGUACCUUAAAUGUGAUUGUAGCAAAAGGGUGCGGUCCCAAUCUUCUGGGACGGGACUGGUUGACUCCGUUGAAUAUUGCACUAAACAUUAAUUUUAUGUCAAAUAGUGAUCUUAUGAACAUUGACAAGACAAUUUCUAAAUACAGUGACAUCUUCAGAGAUGGACUUGGCACAUUUACUGGAGAUCCUAUUACUAUACAUCUAAAACCUGGUGCUACACCUAGAUUUUUAAAAGCUCGUCCUGUACCGUACGCUAUCAAAGCUAAAGUUGAAAAGGAGAUUGACCGCCUGGUGGCAGAAGGUGUACUACAGCCAUUGUCCUUUUCCGAGUGGGCGACACCUGUUGUGCCUAUAUUGAAGAAGUCAGGAGAUGUCCGAUUGUGUGGAGAUUAUCGCAGUACUGUCAACCAAGCUACAGAAUCAGACACGUACCCUAUGCCAUCAGCAAAUGAGAUAUUUGCUACAGUUGCAGGAGCAAAGUUUUUUACAACCUUAGAUCUUGAUCGAGCAUACACUCAAGUAAAAGUUAGUGACAGCACAUCAAAAAUAUUAACUUUAAACACUUGCAAGGGUCUUUACUCAGUCCAUCGGUUACCUUUUGGAGUCAAAGCUUUACUUCUAAUGGCAGAAAAACUAGAAGAUUUUCCUUGCUCUGCUCAUGAGAUAGCAUCUGAAACUAAAAAGGACCAAACACUCUCACGAGUUGUUCACUUUCUACAGUGUGGAUGGCCCAACAAAGUUACAGAUAGAAAUCUAAGAACCUAUUGGCUACAUAGAACAGAAUUGUCUUUACAAGAUGGCUGUGUACUACUAGGAUGUCGUGUCGUCAUACCACAGCCUCUUCGACAAAGCAUCCUAAGCAUGCUGCACACCACUCAUAGUGGAAUUGUUCACACAAAGGCACUGGCCAGGAGUUAUGUGUGGUGGCCACAAUUGAAUGAUGACAUAAAUGAAUUAGUCAGCAAUUGCACUAGGUGUUUAGAAAAUAGACAUAUGCCUCCAAAAUCUUCACACGAGUGGGUCAUACCUUCAAGGCCAUGGUCUAGAAUUCAUAUAGACUUUGCAGGACCAUUUAUGAAUAAAAUCUUUUUUAUAGUCGUCGAUGCUUUUUCCAGAUGGCCAGAAGUUUUAACGGUAAACAACACAAAUUCCACAACGGUGAUUCACCAUUUAAGGAAUUUAUUUGCUACUCAUGGCAUAUGCGAAACCUUGGUAUCUGACAACGGCACUUCUUUUGUAUCCAGUGAAAUGAAGUCGUUUUUGGAAUCCAACAAAAUAAAACAUGUGACGUCCGCACCAUACCAUCCAGCCACUAAUGGUUUGGCAGAACGCAUGGUACAGACAGUAAAGGAAAAGUUACGGAAGAUGGAUGGACCAUGGGAAAUAAAAAUCCCGAACAUGUUGUUAGGCCUACGGGUUACUCCAUGCUCCACAACAAAGAAAAGUCCUUCCGAACUUUUGAUGAAUAGACGCCUUCGCACACUCAUGGAUACGCUACAUCCUGAUAAUAUACAACAUAAGAAAGUAGAAGCUCAAAUCAUAAGUAACGCUCAACAGAAAAACAGAGAGACUAAUGUGGGACAAAGAGUCAUGUACAGAAAUUACACAAACGGACCGAGAUGGUUACCAGGUCAAGUUGUUGAGAAAGGCGGCCCUUCCAGCUACAGAGUGCAAGCCGAAGAUGGUGCAGUUUUAAGGCGUCAUAUGGAUCAAAUCAUUAAAAUAAGAAAUAAAGAGGAAACAACGGAAACUCAUGAUAGAACUGAUGAAGAAAAAGAUAAUAGUUUAGAAGGAGAGAUAGAAAAUGAUCCUAUCAUUGAAAUACCCAGCUCUGAGAGAUGGGAAGAGAUAUUAGGAAUACCUAAAUCAGCAGAAAUAGACAUACCGGGGGGGAAAAUUAAAACUAAACGUAAUUCCCAUAAGAAGGUUCCAUAUUCUAGGCCAAGUGGUUCUAAUGAAAAUAUUGAUUUGAAUUUUGAAUGAUUGAUCUGAUUAUUGUAAACUGUUAAACUUUAAUUAAUUUGUAUUACUUACUUAGGGGGAAGGUAUGUCAUAUAUGGAAUCUACACCAUUUGUUUACCUUUUUGUAAAAAAGAUCAAUACAAGUGGGUAGAUAAAAAACAUGUGAUAUAAUUAUUAUGUGUCAUGUGCUACCAAGCUCAAUAAACGUGUUUAACCUUA
Maniola jurtina (meadow brown) is the source of this 2977-nucleotide messenger RNA. RefSeq lists its product as uncharacterized. Gene Ontology annotation, molecular function: aspartic-type endopeptidase activity; nucleic acid binding. The transcript has 2 exons. The coding region runs from base 2 to 2779 and encodes 925 amino acids. The record is from RefSeq and is a predicted model, not a curated record. Gene Ontology annotation, biological process: proteolysis; DNA integration. Lineage: Eukaryota; Metazoa; Arthropoda; Insecta; Lepidoptera; Nymphalidae.